Racocetra fulgida is the source of this 172-nucleotide messenger RNA. The record is from the annotation of a GenBank genome assembly. NCBI's taxonomy places the organism in Eukaryota, Fungi, Glomeromycota, Glomeromycetes, Diversisporales, Gigasporaceae.
AUGAUUCAAUUAUUAGAACCAUUUAAAGCUUUAAUACGAAGAUUUACUGAAAAUGAUGAUGAUUCAAGUUCUACAAGUGAUGAUAAUGAUAUUCCAGCUGCUAAGAAUCAACAACAUUUAAAACAUGCUUAUCAACAAUUUAAGCAACAGAUAAAAAAUACACGAAGGCGAG